Saccostrea cuccullata (small rock oyster) is the source of this 2910-nucleotide messenger RNA. RefSeq lists its product as uncharacterized. Lineage: Eukaryota; Metazoa; Mollusca; Bivalvia; Ostreida; Ostreidae. The record is from RefSeq and is a predicted model, not a curated record. Bases 1 to 2910 code for a protein of 969 amino acids. The transcript is spliced from 3 exons.
AUGGAAUUAUGCGGCAUUCCCCCACCGACCAUGGACUGGUCUAGUUCGAAUUUGCCCGAAGCCUGGAAAAAGUUUGAACAACAUGUGAAGCUGAUUUUCGCAGGCCCAUUGAAAGAAAAGAAUGAAGAAGAACAAGUCUCAUACCUUCUAUUGUGGAUUGGCGAGAAAGGUCGUGAUAUUUAUAACACUUUUCCAGCAUUUUCGAACGACGACAUGAAGAAACUACAACCACACUAUGAUAGAUUUCUCAGGUACGUUCAACCCAAGUUAAACCCAAUCUCCGCCAGAUACAAGUCUAACAAUGGAGUACAGGGAACAAACACGUUUGAUCAGUUUGUAACAAAACUGAAACUAUUAGCAAGAGACUGCAAUUUUAAAGAUGCGGAGGAAAUGAUUAGAGACAGGGUUGUGUUUGGGAUACAAUCGGAAAAAAUCCGGGAAAAACUUAUUAACGUUGGCGAGACACUUACCCUGGAUAAGGCUGUACAGAUAGCUCAGGCAUACGAGUACUCUCAGGAACAGCUCAAACUCAUGGGACAGCAAUCGGUACACGUACAAGCAUUGUCCAAGUCUACCCCCCAUGCACACUCACCUGCAGAGAGGAGCGGAAGGAGACCACCCCACCAGACGAAGACGCGAUGCACUCCGCCAAAGACUCCGACAAAGUUUCCGUCUACCCCGAAGACGAAGCCAUGCGGAAAGUGCGGAAAGCGACAUGGAACUCAGGAUACUUGUCCGGCACAAGGUCAGAGGUGCAACAACUGCCACAAGUGGAACCACUUCGCCAGUGUGUGUCGUUCGCGAUCCGUAAAUGACAUUAACCAUGUGAACUCGAGUGACUGUCUGCAGAAGCCCAGUGAAAUGAACAAUGUUAAUCGUGAAAGUGACAAUACACAGAGAUCUGUUGACAUUAAUCAUGAUACAUGUAAUGUGUUUGGCAAUUUUGUUCAUGAGUCAGAUUCAGAUUUUAAUAUUGACAAUGUUGAUAGCAAUGUUGAGCAUGAUCAAGCAUUUAUUAACAUUAAGCUAGGCCCAAACCACAAAGAGGUUAGGUUCAAAGUAGAUACAGGGUCUCAAGUCAAUAUUUUGCCCGAAUCUUUGUACAUUGAUUUAGCCCCCUAUCACACAUUAGGCAAAUCUAAGAUCAAGCUAUUUGCUUAUAAUGGCCACUCUGUACACCCCAUAGGCUAUUCUGUUAUUCAAAGCAACCUUAAGGGUAAAGAUUAUAGCAUUGAGUAUCAGGUCGUACAGACACAUUCGCACCCAAUUCUAGGUUUACGAGCAUGCUUAGAUUUAGGCAUAGUUCACCUCACUUACUCUAUUGAUAAGGUUAUGCCCUUCAGUAAGAGUCAUGUACUUAGUCAGUACUCAGAUGUAUUUCACGGCAUAGGUCUGUUUGCAGGAGAAUGUACUUUUCAGGUUGAUCCAAAUGUUAGACCGGUUGUCAACCCCCCGCGAAAGGUGCCUGUAGCCCUACGCGACAAGCUAAAAGUAGAGUUAGAAAGAAUGGAGUCAGCGCAAAUCAUCACUAAGGUAACAGAACCAACAGAAUGGGUGAACUCAUUAGUCGUUACUACAAAGCCAGCAUCAGGAAAGCUUAGAGUAUGUUUGGAUCCCAUGGAACUCAACAAAGCCAUUAUGAGACCACACUACCCUAUGAGGACCUUGGAUGAUAUCCUUCCUCAAGUCUCAGGUGCCAAGUACUUUUCCAAGCUAGAUGCCAGCUCUGGUUACUGGACUGUUGGACUUUCACGUGAAUCGUCACUGCUCACUACAUUCAAUACUCCAUUCGGGAGAUAUCGCUACCUGCGUUUACCAUUUGGCUUGAAGAACUCACAAGACAUCUUCCAGCAGAAGAUAGACCAAUGCUUCGAAGGAAUGUCCGGAGUUGCUGCCAUUGUUGAUGACAUAUUGGUUUACGGCAGGACCCCACAGGAGCACAAUGACAACCUCAUCAAGGUGUUAGAUAAAUGCAGGAGUGUGGGCAUCAAGAUGAACAAGGAGAAGUUACAAGUGGGAGUUCAGGAAGUUGAAUAUUUUGGCCACAUCCUCUCAGCAGAUGGAUUGAAGCCAGAUCCCUCUAAGGAUACACCACUGGCCCAGGCAUUCCAGAAGGUCAAAGACCUAAUAACCAGAACACCUGGACCUCUGCUUACAUACCUUGACUCGGGAAAACCAGUGGUGUUGGAGACUGACGCAUCUCAGUUUGGGCUCGGAGCAGCACUUUUGCAGGAUGGCAAACCAGUUGCAUUUGCUUUGAAGUCACUAACCCCAGCAGAAAUCAAGUACGCCCAGAUAGAAAAAGAGAUGUUGUCUCCUAUUUGGCUGCAAGAAAUUUCACCAGCUUAUGAUCUGAAGUUGACGCACAUCCCAGGCAAGGACAUACCUAUUGCUGAUACACUUUCACGCAAGUUUUUGCCAGAUACUUACCCACAGCUAACAGCAGGCAUGGACUUACAUGUGCACACAGUUAUGUCCAGUACAAGGAUGAGUGAUAGAAGAUUAGAGGAAGUCAGAUUAGCAACCCAAGCUGAUCCACAGAUGAAGAUACUUAUGAACAUUAUACAUGAUGGUUGGCCCGAUAAACGCAAGAAAUGUCCAUCCCAAGCACUAGAGUAUUGGAACCACAGGGAUGAGUUGACAGAGAUAGAUGGCAUUAUAUUUAAGGGUCACAAGAUAAUCAUACCAAGAGAUUUAAGACGCCAGAUGAUGGAAGCUGUACAUAUAGGUCACAUGGGUGUGGAAAAAUGCUUAAGGAGAGCUAGAGACAUUAUAUUUUGGCCCAGGAUGUCAACAGACAUCACAAACAUGGUUCUGGAAUGUGGAGUUUGCUUAGAGAGAAGAAACUCGAACCCCAAGGAGCCACUGAUCAGUCAUGAUAUUCCAGACAAUCUUAAUGAGAGACCAUAG